Rhipicephalus sanguineus (brown dog tick) is the source of this 3682-nucleotide messenger RNA. RefSeq names its product RAD50-interacting protein 1 (gene Rint1). Gene Ontology annotation, cellular component: Dsl1/NZR complex. Lineage: Eukaryota; Metazoa; Arthropoda; Arachnida; Ixodida; Ixodidae. Gene Ontology annotation, biological process: retrograde vesicle-mediated transport, Golgi to endoplasmic reticulum; endoplasmic reticulum to Golgi vesicle-mediated transport; regulation of ER to Golgi vesicle-mediated transport. The record is from RefSeq and is a predicted model, not a curated record. Bases 135 to 2420 code for a protein of 761 amino acids. The transcript has 14 exons.
CCUCUAAACAUGGCGGCUCCCUAGCGCUAGCUAGGAACCGAACGCCACAGCUUGUAAUACGAUUUAUUUGUCGAUCGAAACCUCGCUGAGAGGAAAAAAGAAAGAGAAACGGACUGGAAGGAAACAAACCCGCAAUGGAACGAAACGUCGCGGACGACCUGAAUCGAGAAUUCGGGAACGACGUGAAAAACCUGCGCAAGGCGAAGAACUAUCAUGCUUCGCUGAUGGUUAGGAAGCAAGAGGUCGAGCAGAGACUGAAGGCAUCGAAAGGCGGUGCAGAUCCGGAGCAGUUGAAGGGAUUGCUCGGUUUCGCGCGGGAGUCGCUGGAAAAGAUGCAAAUACUGGAAGGCGUACACGGCAAGAUCUUGAACGACGUGUCGGCGCACCUGGACAAUGCGAGCCUGGUGAAGAAGGAGUUUGAGAGCUCCCUCGCCGACAUUCAGAAACUACUGCGGUUGAAACAGUACUUGCAGUGGAUAGCCAAGAUUGAAGAGACAAGCGAGUCUAUUGAGGAAGCGAUGAGCCAAGGCCAGGAUGAGCAAGCUGUGUCGCACCUGUCCUUCCUGCUGCAAGUGUGGCAGAGAGUGCGCGCCUCGGCCUGCACCCACCUCGUCAACUUUCUACGAGAAACCAUCCUCUACUGGCAUCAGAUUCUCAGAGAUAAGUUUGAAAAGGAGUUCAACAAGGUGCUGCAUUCCAUGGGCUGGCCCAUCCUCAACACAGGUGUCAGCGCGCCGGUCUCGUACACGCCAGAGCUGUUGCUUCCGUUCGAGAAGAGCUUCAUCAACCUGCAUAAGAUUCAGCUGCCGGAAGGCUUAGAGGGCUCCCAGUUGGACGUCGGGUCGACUACGUCAGUGCUGCCCCUGGAACUGAUGCUGCGACCUCUGAAGAAGCGCUUCCUCUUCCACUUCACUGGGAAGCGUCAGACCAACAGACUCGACAAGACGGAGUGGUACCUGAGCCAGAUUCUGACUUGGGCUGCUGACCAUGGGGAGUUCUGUGAUCGCUUUGUCCAGGCGAUUCUUGUCAAGGCAGGUGUGGAAGGCAUGCAGGCGAGGCUGGAGCUCAUGCGCGGACUGGUCCAGAUCGGCAUCCACAAGCUGCAGAUGGACUUGCCGUCGCUGCUCGCUGAUGACCAGCUGCUGACGCAUGCCAUCGAAGAGGUGCUCCUAUUUGACCGCGAACUGCGGAGCCAGGGCUACCCGCCCUUCUACCCGUGCAUUCUCAACGUGCUCACUGCCGACCACUGCUUCAUCCGGUGGAUCGCCCUGGAGAAGAAGUAUGCUGAUGAAAAGCGCGACGUACUCCUUUCGUCGCCAACGGCGUGGAAGCCGCAUUUCCCGAUGGAAGGCGACGUCGACGAUCUCAAGGUUCCCGAGUGUGCUGAGGCGUUCAUGAUGAUCCUCUCAGCGAUGACAGAACGUUACCGCCACCUUGAGCAGCCCUACCACCGGCUCAAGUUCGUGAGCUUGCAGCAGAUUCUCUUAGAAGACUGGAGGCUGUGCCUGCAGCAGAUUCUGACCGCACGUCUGGAAGAGCUGAACCUGGUCGGCAUCUGUCCAAUCGUGAACGCUGCCCACUACGUGGUCCAAGUGCUAGCCCAGUGGAGCAUACAGCCGUUUUUCGUUGAGCUACUGGAAGCCUGCAACGAGAUGCAGCAGAAGGAGAAGCAGAGGAGGCAAAGUACAAAACAGGCCAAUUCCGAGACGGUUGACCCCGAGGAGGCUCUGUUCCUGGCCGCCUCGGAGACACCGUCGGACGAGAGCAGCCAGCUGAUGCCCAUGGCUGAGUACGGCACCCUGCAGGAGUCGGUGUUCGAGGAGGUGUCGCAGCUCCUGGAGAAGCUGUACACGGACACCGUGCUUGCCAUCGUGGACGAGUUGGUGCUUGACUUCAAGGCCAAGAGCAAGGCCUACCGGCGCGAGAAGUGGUUUUGCAUGCCGUCGCUGAACGACAGGGAAGACGCGGGGCUGACGCCGACCGCCUUCCCCAUGCUGAGCUGGCUGCAGUCCACUCUUCAACAGCUGCAGGAGGCCCUCGCUGCACCACUCUUCAACACGCUGUGGCAGGAAGCUGCGCGGGGCAUCAGCGUGUUCCUGUACGAGGAGCUGAUCCUGGAGAACUUCUUCAGCGAAGGGGGCGCCAUGCAGCUGAGUUUUGACAUGAACCGGAACCUGUUCCCCCUGUUCAGCACCUACACUCAGAAGCCUGAGAACCACUUCAAGGAAGUGAAGGAGGCCUGCAUCCUGUUGACGAUGCCGCACCCGGUGGCCUGGAUCCUACAAGAAACGCUCCGCGCGGCGCGGGCCACCGACGUCGUCACUGGCGGCACGGCGCUCGAGGAGCAGGGCGUCUCGUUCCUCACCCCGUCCCAGGCCAUGCACGUGCUCUCGAAGCGCAACGACCUUGUGCACACCUGAGUUGCCGUUGUCUCAAGCCGGCCACAGAGUCGGCUACAAAGCCGGCUGCACCAAACCAGGCCAAUCACCUUUCCCCCUCCUCCACACGCUCAGGUCUACUCCCAGGCCUUCGUGCAACGCUUUCGAGGCGCGGCGAUGUCGCAUGCUUGCGCGCCGAUAUUUGUUCCGAAGGCUCGGAGGGCUGGUCGACGAAAACGCUUGGAUGUCGAUUACGUUGAAAGUUGAGAGAAGGCCCAAAAAUUUAUUGCGCUGCUUUAUGAAGCGUUGCUGUAACAACUCCGUUGCAUCGUGACCCCCACCGUUGUAAAUGUGCCAAUCUUGUACUGUGCUGCUACGCACGGUCGACACAAAAACUAAAUUUGGAAGAGGUCAGCAUGCAGACGUCGAGGGUCUUUCGGGGUGAAAGGUCGGAAAGGCACGCGGGAGGCUCGCUGAGCAGAGUGAUAUCUCUGGCUGCAUGUUUUUGAUUGAGACAGACGAGCGCAAAGCUGCAGGGAGUGUUCGAGCUGGCAGACUCGAAAGGAUGGUAAAGAUUUUUUGCAGGCCGCGUUUCGGUAAACGAGGAGUUGCUGUUUGUUGGGGGCCAUACGGACAAAUACGAGAAGUGGCGUUCUGAAAAGCGUGCACAGCAUGUACCACAUUUCCUGCAGAGCUUUUCGGAUUGCAUACGUGUCAAAACUCUGGAAAUUGCAGCUACGUCAAGACUGAUAUGAUGACAGAGGCAGCAAACUCGUGUGCAUCCAUCUACUUUUAUUCAUUCUGAUGGAUCCCGCAAUCGAGUGUAGUACUCUUACUUAGACUUGGCAUGGUCCUCUGGCCGGUGUUAGGGUGGGAUAUGGCACUUUAAAAUUUUUUAUUUCUUGAUCGAUUUUUAUGAAACUUGCUGAGUUUAUGUAUACAUAUUUGUACGCUGAUUUUAGUUCUGCAGUUAUUUUUCUAGUAAUAACAUGUUUUUAAAAUAUAAACUAUUUCAUGCGCCAUUUGGGGAGCAAGAUUUUUCCUAUACUGAAGAAUUACUAAGUUACUCAGCAUAUUACAAUAAUAUGGAAUCGAAACUGUAUGCAAUACAACAAAAAUAGAUGCUCUAAACCUAUUUGAACUAAAGUUAUGGCAUGUGAACAUUCGUGAGCAAAAUCUCAGCUUGACACUGACUCACAAAUGUUCAGCGUAGCAUAACUAUUGUUCAAAUGGGUUUGGAACAUCCAUUUCAGUUGCACUGCGUACAGUUCUGAUUCAAGAUUAUUGUGAUAUGCUGAUUUACU